Phaedon cochleariae (mustard beetle) is the source of this 4565-nucleotide messenger RNA. Lineage: Eukaryota; Metazoa; Arthropoda; Insecta; Coleoptera; Chrysomelidae. The record is from the annotation of a GenBank genome assembly.
AAUCCGCGAUCGAAGCUAUCCGCGACGGCGCUUGACGCGAAUCCGCAUCCCUCAGGAGGCACCCUCUUACGUAAAGGGUAGUAGACCGAAGGGGAUCGACGGGAUCACGUUAUGGCGGACAAUAAGAACAAGGUGAACGAAUACUACACCAAGCCGCCAGAGCUGGGCAGAUGGGAGGGCUUCAGGCUGUUCUUGUGGAACUCGGAGACCAGCCAGUUCCUCGGCAGGACGGGGUCCAGUUGGGCCAAAAUUUUAUUAUUCUAUCUUAUAUUUUAUGCCGUUUUGGUGGGAUUUUUCGUUGCAUUGAUGGCCGUAUUUUAUCAGACUUUGGAUAUGAAGAGACCCAAAUGGGAAUUAGAUAGCUCAUUGAUCGGAAAUAAUCCAGGUUUAGGAUUCAGGCCUAUGCCUCCACCGAGCAACGUCGAAAGUACUCUGAUUUGGUACAAGAGUAGCGAUAAAGGCAAUGUUCGCUAUUGGCAAGAACAACUCAGUCUUUUCGUGCAAUCUUACCAGAAAGAAAACAAUGAGCAUGCCGACAACGUAGUGCCAUGCUCUAAUUUCAUAAAACCUGAAGAAGGGAAAGUAUGCGACGUAGAAAUGCCUCCUACCAAAUGGAAUCCUUGCUUACCUGAAGCAGGUUUCGGGUUCGAAGACGAAAAAGGAGGACCCUGCAUUUUCCUCAAACUCAACAAGAUAUAUAAUUGGAAGCCAGAUUACUACAACUCCACCAAUUUACCUGGUCCAGAUAAGAUGAACGACUAUUUGCGGAAAGAUAUUCAAGACGCUGAGCUCAGGAAUGAGCACGAGAUGGUCUGGGUAACUUGUGAGGGUGAAAACCCUGCUGAUAAGGAAAACAUUGGACCCUUGAGGUACAUCCCUCAGCGCGGAUUUUUAUCACAGUACUUCCCUUUCAAAAAUCAAGAUGGCUACUUGAGUCCCUUGAUAGCCGUCCAUUUCGAACAACCCAAACGUGGCAUUCUGAUCAACAUUGAAUGCAAAGCAUGGGCGACGAACAUCAUCCAUGACCGUGUGGACCGAAGAGGAUCGGUCCAUUUCGAGCUGAUGGUGGACUAAGUGUCGAAACGUACUAGCGAGUAGGCCACACUGAGGGCCCAACAACUGCCAUCGACGUGAACACACACGAGGACAGGGCUCGGAUUUUGAAUUUAAACUUCAGUAGAUUUCAAAACGAAGACGGUCUAUAGUUAUAGUUUAGUUCCAGGAAUUAGUUCACAAUAUUAGGAAUUUUAAAUCUCUCAUCACUGUAGGUAUAUCUAGAGGCAAAGGUGAUACGAAAAAAUAUAGUCAGCGAAAGUAUAUUAGAGGUUAUUCCGUUCUCCAAAAAUAAAAUAUCUGCUUAAUGAAAAUUCACUUGUCAAUAACAAUUUUUGUGUUUGUUACAGACCCUGUAUAAUGAGUUUCUUCGUUGGCCGGGAAAUUAUCUCCUCAACCAAGCUGAUGGACCAUAUUUUUUUGAUCACCCAAUGUAUAUUUAGGUCGCUUUAAGCCACCAUCAUUAUUGAAUAUAUUCAGCUUCGGCUGGUCUGCCACUGACUUCCAUAACCGUACCUAGGGUAUUCGCAUGGGGUCAAUCCACCUAUACCCGAACAAAUGCAUGUUGAAACCAAUGAGUAUAAGGCAUCUCCAUGAUGUUCCUAUUAGAACUUUGGGAUGGAAAAAGCCAGAAAUACCGGGUAGGCAACGGAAAAAAGAAGUAGGUAUUUGAGGAAUGAAAACGAUGUUGUCGCAUUUUCAUUCAGUCGCAGCUUUUUUGUCUCUGUGUAGGAGUGUGAACGAAUUUUGGUGUUUGCAUUUUAUGUUAAAUUCAUGACAGGCACCGAGGGGAUCUGGAUAUACCUUGUGAGCUCAUUAAACUGCAUUAUUCAUACACAGUUAUUCGACGCAUCACAAUAAUUAAAGAAAUAUAAUUGUUACUGAUGUGAUGAAUGAGAACUUUGAGAGACAUUUGUGUGUCUAUCGUGUUGUGAUAGGGCGAAUGUGUUAAUUUAUUUUCUAUGUAAAUACAGUUUCGUUGUGAUUUUAUAGUAUACUAAACGCAAAUUAUCACUGUAAUUUUUCUUUUUGUUGGGACUAUAAGUAGCAAUCCUCUGAGGAUUGAAGGUAUUAAUAAUCUGGACAUAGGCAUCCAUUUUCUGCAUCGAAAGUGCUGAGCAAAAUGGCGGGUAUGAAAAUCGGAAGAUGAAAAUAGUCCUAAAAUGUUUGACGAUGGUUGCCUAUAUGGUAUGUGUUAAGCACUGUUACAUUGCUAAGUUCCAUUAAGGAACUAUCAGAUUAAGCAAGAAAACUAAUAAUAUUGUUAUAACUACGAGAAAUAAGUGUUGAUUGUACUUGAUAUAGUUUAGAUAAUUACUUAACUAAUAGAUAAUAAUCAGGUUUAAGGUUUCCAAAAGUGACAAAUUCUACUGGUUAUUGCUAUAUGUGGGACUUUUCUUUUGUGUGGCGCGUUCUGCAUAUCAAGUUGGUCGGAACUGGCCGAAAACUGGACUGAUUAGUGGUAGGAUUUCAUCGAUUGUGCAUUCUAUAUCGCCAACGCACAAUAUGUCGUUCGACUUCGGGAUUUAAAAAAGUCAUCAAGUAUAUACCUAUACCUUUCUAUACAGGGUGUUUCGAAUCUAAUUGGUCAUAUUCAUUGAUCAUACUACAAUCAAAGAAAUGAAAACGUUUUUAUAAAAAUGACUUGAAAAUUGACGCCACAGAUCUACAAGCUACACGCCUCUGAAGAUGGUAUUUUUGGAAUACAUUUGAAACAAUUAAGCCAUUCAGAGGCGAUUCAAAUAGGGUCCGAGUGAAUUAAAUUUUCACAUAGAUAUUUAGUAUUCCUUUCGUCAUAUCGAUGAAUGAUUCAUUUUCGAAUAAUAUCGAUUCUAACAAUAGGUGUGUUAUACAUACCAUAAGGACGCAUGCAUUCCAUUGGAUGCUUAUAUGUAGGUACCAUGUUUGAAUCGACUUUUAUUUUUAUUUUAGUGUAGAAAGAGUCCGAAAGUUUAACUUACUUUUAGUUCAACUCUCUAAUUGAUAUGCCCCUGGAUGACUGAAAUUUCAGAAUUAUUGUUUCUUUGAUGUUACGCUCGGUAUCACCUAACAUAUCGUUUUGAAAGUACCAUCUUCAGAUUGCAGAUCUAGAGUGCUCCUUAUUUAAGGAGCCAUUUUUUGGGCCAAGAUAACAAACUUUCUUUCUCAUUCAUACUCGUUGAUGCUGUUGUAGAGGUGAUAGCUGUAUGACCAGUUGAAUAUGAUACAUCCUCUAUAUUCACUUCAACCUGAAAUUCAUAGGUUGUCUUGGAGUUUAUUUGAUGAAUUCAUAGAGGUGAUCUGUUUUAAUGAAAUGAGAGUUUUUCCAUUUCCGAUGAAAUUUUAUCACUGCCUUUGUCAUUAUAGGUUUUUACUCGAUCAUAAUGCAACCUUGAAAGUAUAGAACCUUUAAAAGCAUCACUUCAAAUAAAAACCCGUUAUUUAUUCCACUACUCAUCUCUGGAACCGAUAAGUACCUUUAUCGUAUAUGUGUGGUUAUAUAACAGAACUAAAAACUCAAGUUCAGCAAUAAGAUCUCUGAACAGUAUUAGGUAUUAUUAUACCUCUAUAAUACAAAAUACGAUGUGAAAAAGUAAUAAUUUUGAUUUGUUCUGCUGACUUUGUUACGUCUAUAUACAGAGUGACCCAUUUGAAAGCGGCCACCUCCAUAAAUUUGUUUAUUUAUGGAGCGAUUUUGAUUUUUUCUAGAGUGUAGAGAAAGGAAAGGUGUAUUUUGAGGCCAAGCGGCGUACUUUUUUUGAAACCAAGGCCUACUAGAUCACAUUCAGAGGCUGAAAAAUCCAGAAUCCUCAUUAUCGUUUCUUUUUUUAGAAAAAAUCCACGAACACCACUGGAAUCGACGUCUUCUCUGAAAUAGAUCUGUACCAAGCUUUGUGAAAAAUUAUUUUGAAAUGAGACACGCCGUAGAUUCGUUAAUGUUAAAUAUUUUUUCAUGAAACUUGGUACAGAUCUUUUUUAGAAGGCUCCAAUUCCAGUGGUGAACGCGGAUUUUUUCUUUAAAAAAAUCGCCAACAGAGAUUCUGGAUUUUUCAGCCAAUGAAAAUGUGAUCUGACCGGCCUUGUUUUUUUUUAAUAGACACCGCUUGGCUUCAAGAUACAACUUUUCUUCCUCCACAAAUCAGAGAAAUAAUCCUGAAUAUCGCUCCAUAAAUGAAAAAAUUAUGAGGGUGCCCCACUUUCAAAUUGGUCAUUCUAUAAAUAUAUAUAUUAUUCAAUGUGUGAUUAUAAUUAUUCGUUUUUUAAGAGUAUAUACUUAUAUUUAGUGGUGAAAGGCAAAAGAAACUAUAUAUUAGGUCGUGCAGCUUAUGUGUUUUUCCUAAGGUAAAGGGACUCAUAGUUUUGUAACACCUUAUAAACAUAUACUUAAUAUUAUAUAUUUAUGGUCUAAUAUUGGUCACAGUCUGUCUAAACAUAUUGUGCAUCAAUAUGCACUUUUUCGAAUUAAUUAUUUUACUAUGCUUUAAUGUAAUUUUUUUAAAGAAUAAAUAAUAAAUAGCGGUUCUAACAGAUAA